AUGGGUUUUCGUUUGCCCAGUAUUAUUCAUGCUAAGCAAAAUCUUCGACACUUCCCCUCGAACCAAGCUGCUCCGAAGGGCUAUUUUGCAGUCUAUAUUGGGGAAAGCCAAAAGAAGCGGUUUGUGAUUCCAAUAUCAUGCUUGAACCAGCCUUCGUUCAAAUACUUGCUAAGCCAGGCUGAAGAAGAAUUUGGAUAUAAUCAUCCCAUGGGUGGUAUCACAAUCCCUUGCAGUGAAGACAGAUUCCUUGACCUCAUUUCUAGCUCCAGUGGAUGAGACUGGAUGUUCACAUACAGUUUUGACAUCAAGGACAGCGGAAAUGUAACUUCUUGACAUCGAUUAUUGCCGAAGUCAAUGGGAGUGGGAGGCUAACAUUAUGGAUUUAAGUACGGUUACAGAUAUUUUUUCAUCUGAGAAAACAGCCAUGUAAAUGAACUUAGGGAGUAACAUAUAGAUCGAUUGUUCUUCCUUUUGCAUGGGUGUUUCUCUUUUAUGACCA
Prunus mume (Japanese apricot) is the source of this 499-nucleotide messenger RNA. The record is from RefSeq and is a predicted model, not a curated record. Lineage: Eukaryota; Viridiplantae; Streptophyta; Magnoliopsida; Rosales; Rosaceae.